AUGGGCGACAUGGCAAACCCCCUUCCAUAUGCUGUCAAUCCCCUUCCUUUCGCGGGAAAAGUCAUCGCGGUUACUGGAGCCAGUCGAGGCCUGGGUCUAGCCCUUAGCAAGUACUUGCUCGUCCGUGGUGCUACUGUCAGUAAUGCCCCUGUCUCUAUGUGUGCAACUUCAGCUGACAACCUCUCCAAUGCUGCCAAAGAGAUCGACGGUGAACUCCCAGAUGACAAGAGCCGGUACUGGACGUGUAUUGUGGACAUUGUCAACCUCGAUAGUGUUCGCUCUUGGAUUGAAGAGACCGUCGCAAAGUUUGGAAAGCUCGAUGGGGCGGCGAAUGUUGCAGCGGUGGAGCAACGCGAAAUCUUCCCCAUAACAGAUCUCGACCCAGAGUACUUCGCCAGGCUAGUCAAUGUAAACGUUGUGGGCACCUUUCAUUGCUUGAAAGAAGAGAUGAAGGUUAUCGAGGAUGGAGGCUCGAUUGUGAACGUCGGAAGUAUUGCGAGCCAGGCAAGUUGA
Messenger RNA from Alternaria arborescens, 513 nucleotides. RefSeq lists its product as hypothetical. The record is from RefSeq and is a predicted model, not a curated record. Bases 1 to 513 code for a protein of 170 amino acids. Lineage: Eukaryota; Fungi; Ascomycota; Dothideomycetes; Pleosporales; Pleosporaceae. The transcript is spliced from 3 exons.